Molecule: messenger RNA, 6479 nt
Organism: Ceratitis capitata (Mediterranean fruit fly)
Lineage: Eukaryota; Metazoa; Arthropoda; Insecta; Diptera; Tephritidae
Gene: Syp
Product: heterogeneous nuclear ribonucleoprotein R
Exons: 13
Coding region: 4308-6422 (704 amino acids)
Cellular component (GO): ribonucleoprotein complex; nucleus
Molecular function (GO): mRNA binding
Source: RefSeq, a predicted model, not a curated record
AUACAAAUUCACGUCGGCAAAAAAGUCCGGAGUCCGGAAAAAUACAACGCGAGCAGCAGCGGUGCAAAAGCAGUAAAUUUACUUUAAACACUUUUCGUGGUGGGAAAAGUAAUAAUUUCCAACAAUUAAUUUGAAAAAUUAAAAAGAUAAUUGUAAUAAUAAAUUAUUAAACAAUUUUGGUCACCGUUAGUAAGCAGUCAACAGCAAAACAAUAGUAGUGUCCGCGUAUACUCAGUUCGAAAAUAAACACAAAAAACAAGAAUUAAAUUUUCAAAAUUCACACAAUAAAUUAAAAAUUGCAGUAAAACAACAAAAGUGGAGCAACAAGAAAAUUGACAACAAAUACAACGUAUGUAGUUCGCAGUCUACAGCAGCCACAACAUCAACAACAAACAGCAGCAGUCUGGAAUUUUAUUAAAAAUAAUUUUAUUAAUAAAAUAAUUUUAAUAAAAAACAACUUCUACGCUACAACAAAUAAUUUUCAACUAGAAAUAUAUAUAUUUUUUUAAUUUAAGUGAAUUCAAUUUAAGCUAUUUUUUGCUAAAAUAAUUAAAGUUUAUUUCAACUUACGAAUUUUAAUAAUAAUUUACUUUAACUAUAAAUAUUAAACGAAACGCGAUUUGAAGUUAAUUUGCUUAUAAGCUAAAAUUAAGCUUUAAUGAAAGUAAGUGAAACUAAAAAAAAUUGUGUUUGCAAAAAUAAACUCAACAAUUUUUUUUUGUCUAACAAAAAAAGUGUAUUUGGCGCUUUUAACGCCAUAAAUGAAAAACUACACUGAGAAAAACAGUUGACAAAACUAUAAAGUUUACUUUAUUAUGUUUAUUAAGCGCUAAAGGACGCUGUUUGUACACUGAAAAAAAUUUAUUUACCGAAUAUUUGAUAAAACAAUUUAAAAAAAAAAGUUUUACUAAAAACUUAGCGAAAAACGAAAAUUCUCUCUUUGUCCUCCAAGUGUAUGUAAUGAUUAUUUAAAAAAUGCAGCAUUAUGACGCGACGCGCGCAAAUCACCUAAUUAAAUUUAUGAAAACAUUGGCGAAAAGUGUUGAAAAUAAUACUUGAAAAAAAAAUUAAAAAAAAAUAUAAAAAUAAAUAAGUAAAAAUAAAUCGUUAGCGAUUUAAGCCCCAAACAGGCAUAAACACAAAUACAAGUGUGAAAAAUACUAAAGUAAGGUACAAGAGAAAUACUUUUUAAAGGAAAAACCAAAACGAAGAAAAAUCAAACUAAAACAAAGUGAGUGAGAAAAUAAAGCAACGAAGUGACAAUCGGUGGAUAAUAAAAUAUAUAUAAAAAAAAACAUAUAAAAAUAUAAAAAAAAACUAAUUCAGUGCAAAAUAUAUUUCAAAUAUAUUAAAAAAAAUUUAAAAAAAACUACAACAAAAAUAACAAUAUAACAGCAAUAAACUAUAAAUUGCGGUCUCCCUCUACAUAGAAACACAGAUUUCUACGAUCUUCGAAAAGCAGCGCAAAGGUUGUGAAAACUUGAAACAAAGGGCACUGAUUGUUCUACGGCGACCAACAAACAUACACACAUAUAUACAAAGAAUUUAACAAAGUUCUUACUUUUUUAUUAAAAAAAAAGUACUUUCACGCUUUCCUUGAAAGACACAAAUCUCGCAGUUAUUGUAAAUAAAGAUAAAAAUAAAAACAAAAAUAAAAAUAAAAUUUCAAAUCGUGCCUAACUUGACUGUAAAUUCAGGAUAAUUCUUCAAUUCUUAAACUUCGACUUGAUUUCCAUUGCAACUAAUUACGCUUAAAACGCAUUUAGAAUUGAAGCUUAACUUACCUUUUUUUUUAUAAACUAAACCGCGUAAGGAAAGACAUAAAAACUAGUAAAAAGAGGAGACAGAAGAGUUGCAUAAGGCAUAAUCUGAAAAGUCAGCGCACGGUUGCUAAGCCGAACAACUAAACGCGUCUAAUAUAACAACUUUCUAAAUUAAGACCGGCGAAGGCAAGACAAAAAAACGAGCAGAAAACUUCAUUGCAGAAAACCAAAAAAAAGGCGCUAAAAAGUGCACAAUUUUCAAAUAAAAAGACGACGCGCUUAACUGCUUAGAAUUUUAUAUCAAGAACUGGUAAUGAGAUCACAGUAACAACAACAACAACGCUAUCAACAGCACUUUUAAUUACAUAGCAACAAGCGAACGUCGCAUAGGGCAGACAGCGAAAGAAAGCUCCAGCGUUAUAGACAACACACACACACACACAUACACACAACGCUCACUAACACGCCCACUCUCUAGCUUAGCCUUGCCUUGCUUCAACUGCAGCGACGGCAGCGACAGAAAAACGCUACAACAACAACAGCGUCUUAAACGCUUACAAAUCAGUCGUUGCAAGUUCGUGACUUGCGAAUCAGCUGCAACGAAAGUGCAUUUGUAUUGGUUAGCAGCAGCAUACGGCGCGCAGAGAUUGUUGGCGUAAUCUCAUUGUUGUUGUUGUUGUUGUUGUUGCUUUAAAACCUACAACAACUGCAACCUAUUGAGCGCAACGAUCGCUCUGCUGCAAUUGCAUAAACCAACAACAACAACACCAGCGCAAUAGCAAAGCUUAACCGACAUUUCAAAUCAUUCGUUGGCACUCGGUUAAAAGAUCGGCGCUGCAACGGUGUAAUAAUUGCAUCGUUGCAUUCGAUUGCAUUUUUCAUAAAUCCAUUGCCGAGCGUAGACGGGCGCUCUCACCAAUACCAAUUUAACCAACAACUAGCACACGCAUAGAGGAAACACACGGAAACCGGCUCCAACAAACCGGCAAUCACCACCACCACCACCAUCAUCACAACACUGCAUUGUGAUCAUUACGCAUACGAAAGCGUGCGCUUAAGUGUGUGCGUGUGCAUCGAAGUACGAAGUCUUGUCCAUUGCACCCGAUUGCAACGAUUGAGACGAGAAAAAGUGCAUCCAUUUAAUCGGCGGAGUUCUUUUGUUAGUUGUUGUUUUGUUAGUGUGUACUCUCUUCCACUAGAGAUUUGAAUUCAACGACGACGAACAACGACGGUGUUAAAUCAACGACAACGCAGUCCGUCAAUUAGUGUGCAAAUAAGUAGUAUCCGGAGUAGGAAGACGAAUUGAGGACGGUCGGCGUAAACGAAUUUUGUGGUGUAUCAAAAUUUUAUGCAAAAAAAUAAAAAACAACAACAUAUAAGCAAAUUGGUCAUAAUUGGCAGAUAACACAAUUAAUUGAUGUGUACUUGUGGCGUUUGAAAACAAAAAAAAAAAAAAACAAAAAUCUAUUAAAUAAUACAGCGAAAUUCAAUUAAAAAAAAAACCACUCAAAUUGGUAAAUCGAAAAUUGAAUAUUGGCAACGCGACGACGACCACGACGACGACCAAGUGCAACGACGUUCACCCCUUCACCAGCAGUGCACUCAACGAAGUUCAACGCAGCGUUCAGCCGCCGUAAAGCUCACACAGCACCACAGCGCAGCACAGCACAGCACAGCACGAGGAGGAGCAACCGCCAGUCAGUACGUGCGACAGCCACCAACAGCGGUAGCAGCAAAUAUCCAUUCACUGCAUUCCCUGACUUUGCUUUUGACGAUCAUCCGUGACGUGUGUUGCCUUGUACAAGUUAUAUUUGACUCAACUCGUUGCGUUCCAGAAUCGCGUUUCGUUUCGUGUGCGAUCGCCGCGUGGCAACGUGCAGUCCACAACUGCAAUCUAAACGAUAAAGAAAUCAACGAAAUUUGGCAAAUUGACGAAUUAUUAUGGGAAAAAUAUCUGCAAAUAAUAAACGGCAAAUGUGAAAGAAAACGUGUUCAAAGGUUUUGGCAAAGAAAAAGUAUAGUGAAAUCCAGCAUUAAAACAAAUUAGAGAAAAAUAUAUAAAACCAUUAAAAACCAAACAAAGUAAACUCACUAAAGUUGAAACUAUUUUGUGGAUUUUCAACAAAUCACUGUGACUAAAAACAGAAAAAAACCCACAGUGCGCAAAGUGAAAUAGCGUAAAGGGAGAAAGGAAAUAAACCAUCAACGUGUUCGUUUAGUGAAAUUUUAUAUAUUUGUUUCAAAUAUUUUUGUGUGCAUUGACCAUUUUUGUUUUCGUUUUUUUUUUUAUACUAUUUCUUGUUAAAAUCUACCAUCUACAUCACAAAAAAAAAAUCAAUUAUACUUAAGAAGAAGACAAAUUUACAUUGAAUACUUACAUUAAAACAAAACAAAAACCGACGUUUUGGGUGGUGUUUCUACGACGUGCCUACAUAUAAAUUAGCUAAAUAGGAUCAGCAGCGAAAGUGCAUAAGGAUUACAACAACACAAUUCAAUCUACAUUAUCAAGCGUGCAUUAAGGAUAUAACAAUUCAAGAAAAUAAAAUGGCGGAAGGCAAUGGCGAACUGGUAGAUGACAUCAAUCAAAAAUCAGAAGAUCGCGGCGAUGGUGAAAGAACAGAAGAUUACCCAAAACUCUUGGAAUAUGGCUUAGAUAAAAAAGUUGCCGGCAAACUAGAUGAUAUUUACAAAACAGGUAAAUUAGCGCAUGUCGAAUUAGAUGAACGUGCGUUAGAUGCGCUUAAAGAGUUUCCGGUUGAUGGUGCCUUGAAUGUUUUGAGUCAGUUCCUUGAAUCAAACUUGGAACAUGUAUCGAAUAAGUCUGCGUAUUUAUGUGGUGUUAUGAAAACCUAUAGACAAAAGAGCCGCGCCAGCCAACAGGGAGUGCCAACACCAGCGACCACAGUUCAAGUGAAGGGACCGGAUGAGGAGAAAAUAAAAAAAAUACUCGAAAGAACUGGCUACUCCCUAGAUGUGACCACUGGUCAACGCAAAUAUGGUGGACCACCACCAAAUUGGGAUGGUCCAACACCCGGCAACGGCUGCGAAGUUUUCUGUGGGAAAAUUCCAAAGGAUAUGUUUGAGGAUGAAAUUAUACCGCUAUUUGAGGAAUGCGGUACAAUAUGGGACCUUAGACUAAUGAUGGAUCCAAUGACGGGUACAAAUCGUGGAUAUGCAUUUGUUACCUUUACAACGCGUGAAGCGGCCUCAAAUGCCGUUAGACAGCUCGAUAAUCACGAAAUAAAACCUGGCAAGUGUCUAAAAAUUAACAUUAGCGUACCGAACCUGCGCCUAUUUGUAGGCAACAUACCCAAGUCGAAAGGCAAAGAGGAGAUAUUAGACGAAUUUGGUAAAUUAACAGCUGGCCUUAUUGAAGUGAUCAUCUACAGUUCACCAGAUGAUAAAAAGAAAAAUCGUGGAUUCUGCUUUCUCGAAUAUGAAUCACACAAAGCUGCCUCGCUGGCAAAGCGAAGACUUGGAACUGGUAGAAUUAAGGUUUGGGGAUGUGAUAUCAUUGUCGAUUGGGCCGAUCCGCAAGAAGAACCAGACGAACAAACAAUGUCUAAGGUAAAGGUCUUGUACGUAAGGAAUUUGACACAAGAUGUUAGUGAGGAAAAAUUAAAGGAACAAUUUGAGCAAUAUGGUAAAGUUGAGCGCGUUAAGAAAAUCAAAGACUAUGCCUUCGUACAUUUCGAGGAUCGUGAUAGUGCAGUGAUUGCAAUGCGUGGCCUCAAUGGCAAGGAGAUUGGCUCUUCUAAUAUUGAGGUUUCACUUGCCAAACCACCAUCGGACAAGAAAAAGAAGGAGGAAAUCCUACGUGCACGUGAACGCCGCAUGAUGCAAAUGAUGCAAGGACGUCCCGGCAUUGUCGGCUAUGAACAAUUGUCUCCAUACAGAAACUUGUCGCCUACACAUCCCAAUAUGAUGACCUUAGCUGCGCCAAUGCGCCUGCCUGGUGGUCCACGAAUACCGCUGCGUGCGCCAAUACCACGGGAUUACGAAGAAAAUAUUGAAAGAAGCUCGAAAAGAAUACCACAGCAAAAUUUUUCCCAAUUUAUAGAUUAUGAUUACGACUUUUACGGUUAUUCGGAUUAUCGUGGCGGCUACAAUGAAUCCUAUUAUGACGAUUUUUAUCGCACCUAUGAUGGAGAGUACUUCUUUGAUUAUCCACCGAGCGGUGUAACACCAUUACCAACUGGUGGGCCCGCUGGUGGACUGCAGAGAACGGCCAGAAAUAAUGUGGGGGUUGGUCGUGGACGUGGAAUCACAGCCACGCGUGGCCGAGCCGUUGGGCUCCGUGGCAACAUCAACCGUCAGGGGGCCCCUCAAGCGGCGGCGGCGGUGGUGGCGGCGGCGGCGGCGGUGGCAGUUCAGCGGGGGGCCACCGCUCAGGGGGCUCAGGCGGCAACCGGGGUCCGUGGGGUGGGACAAAUGCGUCCCAACGCUCGUGGCACCCAGCACGCCAAGCCGCUACAAAAUUUACCAGUAGUCGGUAAACGUAAAUUUGAUGGAGGUCACCAAAAUCCUGCAGAUAUUAAGCGACGUUACCCGAGCGGUUUAAUCGGAAAUGGCAGUUGGGGCAGUAUACCGUUACCACAACAACCACUGGGCACCAAUGGCGAGCAAUGGUACACCGAUACAUUUCCAAACUGGGGUUAAAUAAUAAUAAUAAUGGAAUUCAUAUUAUAAUACAACAACAAUUAUAACAAUAAUAAA